Carassius auratus (goldfish) is the source of this 5729-nucleotide messenger RNA. RefSeq lists its product as uncharacterized. Bases 3134 to 4675 code for a protein of 513 amino acids. The record is from RefSeq and is a predicted model, not a curated record. The transcript has 6 exons. Lineage: Eukaryota; Metazoa; Chordata; Actinopteri; Cypriniformes; Cyprinidae.
GCAGUUUUACUGAAUUUACUAAAGCAAUACACUUACAGUCUACUUAAUACAUUUAUGUUUAAGAUGGAAACAUAAUUUUAUUGUUUAAAUUCUAAAUGAAAUUCAACACAAUCAUCAAAACAUGAUAUAAUCACUUUGCAAGAAAAUGUUCAAAUUGUUUCAGAUUUCAAACAAAUGGUGUUCACAUAAAAUGAUUUUUUUCUGCUGUUUGAUUUACUUAAUUAAAAUAGGACCGUGUCACACAAUUACUUUGUAUUUUCUUCUCAACUUAAUUCCAUUGUGUAUGCUAUAAUUAAUCUAAUUCCGUUUUGUGAAAUACGUCGUUUGCGCGGGAGCAACGUGCGCGUGCGCAUGCGCUUUGAAAUCCAGCCCACACCAGGACCGUUGGUUUGGAAAGACACGAGGGGACUGACUGACUUGUUUAAGCUCGUUAAAAGUGACAUUUGCUGUAUAUGUGGAAUUGCAAAGCCUGUUCAGUUGUUGUACCAAGUAGGUUAAAACUUCUGCAGCAUUAUAGGUUAAAACACAGGCAUUUCGGACAUAAUAGUCGUUUUCCAUGUGUUUAUUCUAACUGCCCCUGCACAUUUAGAACUUGGAAUGCACUUAGAAUUCAUUUAAAUAGAUUUCAUGUGUCUGACACUAGGCAGAAACAGUUUCAAAAUAUAAUAUUUAGUUGCCAUAUAUGUAAUUGUGGAGGACUUAACUUGGAGAAAGAUUACUGGGCUCAUAUUAAUGCACAUCUUAAGAAAAAUGAAUUGAUAACUUGUAUGUUUUCAGGUUGUAACUUUAAAACAAAUAUCUGUGGUACCUUUAAAUCUCAUAAGAACAGAAAGCAUCAUUCUUUUUUACUAAAUGAUUUUAAACCUGGGAUAGUAACAACUACAACAGUAGCUUCACAAGAGUCAGAUUUAGCAGAUGAUGUUGAGGUAGAGGCAUAUUAUGAAAUUGAAUCUGAUGUCCAUUCUUCAAAUAACCUUCCAAAUGAAAUCAAACACAAUUUUGCAGCAGCAUUGUUAAAGCUUGAACAUCUGUCCCAUGUACCCAGUGCAGCCAUUGAUGAAUUUUUACAAGAGCUUUACAUCCUAAAUAGCACUUUGUCAAUUCCCCUUACUACAGAUGUUUUAGUAGAUGCUUUUCAGAAGCACAAUCUUGAAGUUGACAAAUCUAUCCUGAAAGAAAUAGCAACUACACUGUCCACAGAUAACCCUAUACACAAAGCUAUACAAAAAGGUGGCUGUCUUGGUUCUGCUUAUCAACGUAGGCAGUAUUAUAAGACUAACUUCAAUGUAGUUGAUCCUGUUGAAUAUAUUCUGGAUGCUAAAAACAAAAAGACUUUUCAGUACAUUCCAAUUCUUGAUUCCCUUCAAGUGCUUUUAAAUCGGAAAGAUAUUUUAGAAAAGAUAUCUCCGAAUCAGAAAACACAAGAAACUGAGGAAGACAGUGUGUAUCAGUCUUUCAGAGAUGGUCUUCAUUUUAAACAAAAUAGUUUUUUGUCAGGUCAAGAGCUAAGACUUUUUGUGGGUUUAUAUGUUGAUGAUUUUGAGCUCUGCAACCCCCUGGGGACAUCCCGCAAAAAACACAAGCUUUGUGCAGUCUAUUGGGUGCUAAGGAACCUACCUCCUGGGUCCAAUUCAUCAUUGUCCUCUAUAUAUUUGGCCCUACUAUGUAGAACUGAUGAUGUCAAAACAUAUGGCUAUAACAGAGUGCUUGAACCACUCCUAAAAGACCUCAAAUACUUGGAAGAACAUGGAAUUUUCAUACCACUGUUAGGAGAAACACUGAAGGGAACUGUUGUUACUGUUUCUGCAGACAAUUUAGGAGCUCAUGGUUUAGCUGGCUUUAAUGAAAGUUUUUCAGGGCAUUAUAUUUGUCGAUUUUGUACUGCAAGCAAACAAGACAUUCAGUCAAUAGAGGUAAGAACAGGUGCUCUCAGCCUCAGAACAAAAGAGCUCCACAGUGCUCAUGUGAGGCUGGCUGAGGAUAGUGAUACUAACUAUUUUGGAGUGAAAAAAGCUUGUCCUCUAACUGAAGCUCUUUCUCAUUUUCAUGUCCUCACUGGCUACCCACCAGACAUUGCCCAUGAUAUAUUUGAGGGUAUUGUACCUGUUGAGCUUGCACAUUGUCUCACAUUGAUAAUAUCAAAAAAGUACAUUACCUUGGAUAAAAUCAACAAAUCAAUUUUGGAUUUUCCAUACAAAUAUAACGAUAAGACUAAUAAGCCUCAUGUUUUGCCUCAACCUUUAUCAAGCAGGAAAACAAUAGGAGGCAAUGCUCAUGAGAACUGGAGCUUGUUACGCUUGCUUCCAUUUUUAAUUGGUCCUCAGAUUCCUGAAAAUGAGCCUGCAUGGCAGAUUCUCUUAGACUUGAAAGAGAUUGUAGAACUUGUUGUUGCCCCAGUUCACAAUGAUGAGUCCAUUGCUUACUUAGAAAGUAAAAUAUCUGAGCACAGACAAAGAUACCAGGACUUAUUUCCUGAACAGAGAUUGCUGCCCAAACACCACUACUUGGAGCACUACCCUCAAAUAAUCAGGUUGUUUGGUCCUCUUGUGGGGUAUUGGACAAUCAGGUUUGAAGCAAAGCACAGCUUCUUUAAACAGGCCAUUAGACAUACCAGUUGCUUCAAAAAUGUCCCAUUCUCCCUGGCCACAAAACAUCAGCUAAUGAUUGGGUACCAGCUAACUUCACCAAGUCUUGAGAAGUCAGAGCUGGAAAUGUCAAGUGGAUCUGCAGUCCCAGUGGAUAUUUUGAAGGAAGAGAUAGCUAUAGUUGUGAGGCAGAGAUAUCCUAAUCUCUCUGAAAUUCAUAUCACAAAAAAUGUUUGGAGCAAAGGUAUCAACUACAGGACAGGAAUGAUCGUUGUUCAUGGAUCUGAAGGUGGAUUACCUGAAUUUGGUCAAAUUGAGCAAAUUUGUGUUUUGCAUCAAAAGUUGUUCUUUAUUGUGAAACAACUCUGUGGAUGGUAUAGAGAGCACUAUAGAGCUUACGAGCUAAGUCAGUCCCCAACAAAGGCAGUUAGCCUUGUAGAAGUCAGUGAAUUAACUGAUGAAUACCCCUUGGCUGACUAUUUGAUUGGACAUGUGCAGAUGGUAACGUUAAAGAGAUUUGUCUGCUGCAAAGACUGAGGCACUGGACAAUGACAUCGGCUGUUCUUCGAAUCAUUUUGGGGGAGAGCAGCUGCCAGAGAGUGGUUUUUCCAUCUGGCUUGCCUGAGUCUGUGACUGAACUAGAAGAUGCUGUGAGGAGUCAAUGUAAGCUACAGGACCCCUUUCGUCUGCAGUUUAUGGACACUCUUUUUGAUAACCAGUUUAUGAAUUUGACUUCAAUGAAUGAAAUUAAGGACAAAGCCACAAUAAAAAUAAUAAACAUUACUGACUCCCUCUCACCACUGAAUGCUACUUCAGCUGGCACAAUGAACAGUUCAACCUUUGCCCCAGGACAUUCCGAAGUCUCUGCAUCCAUUUCUUCUUUCUCCUCUACCAGACGAUCUUCUUGGCCUGAAACAUUCUGCAUUCCACCAUUUUCAUAUGAUGCAGAAUUUAAGCUUGAACAGGCAAACAGUGUCUUCAGAGAAAAUGGAACACUGCUUAUUCCUGAUAUCAAGCUGAAGUCAGAUAUACUUGAGGGGUUGGUCCAAAAAAUUGUUCAAUACAAGGUCUAUGUCACGGACAGAGAGUUUGAACAAGUGGGAGAGGCACUCAUCAAGAAACAUCCAUGUUUAACAGAAAGGGGCUCAGACACUGGGUAUGGGGGUUGGAAAGUGAGCCUCAAGUACAAAUUAUCUAACUAUCGCACACAUCUCCGAAAACUUGGAUGUCCUGAAGUUACUGUAAAUUCUUUAAAGCAUAAGCCAGAUGGGAAAAAAAGCCCUGCCUACAAUGUAAAGAAGCCCAAGAGAGGUGAAGUGCACUACUGCCCCUCCUAUUCCCCUGGAGAGAACGACCAUACUCUGGAGAUUGCAAGAGUUGAGCUUCUUUCAGAUGUGAAAAAAAACAACAACCGAGAGACUAUUAAAACUAAAAUGCAGAGAACAUUUGCACUCAGGAGACAAGAAGUGCUUCGUUGUGCCCCUAUGAUCGGGGACUUCAUGAUGAGAUGGCCAGCUCUCUUUGAUGUCACUGAGGUGAAUGCAGAGUUCAAGCGAAUCACAACAGUUCCUCUACAGUCAAAAUUUCUGUCACAGCUUGACCUUCACUAUGAAGGCUUUCUGAAGGUUUUUGAAAGGCGACCAGGGCAACAAGGCAGAAAGCUGAAAGAGAUGAUGUCAACUGUAGUUGAAGAUGACAUUGAUGCAGCUCGUGAACUUGCCAUCAGAGGACUGUGUAUUUACCUUAAUGAGGACCCUAAAGAUCUCAUUCAGGAGUAUGUGGACAUGGAAGAAGAUCUUCUACAGAGUGCGUUUGAGAAGACUACCAUGGGCAUCUUCGUGAUGAAGCACACUGCAGACAAUGAAGCCCAUAAUGUAGCAAUUGUGCUAGAGGGUGUGGCAGUGCUUCAGGACCUCGACAGCGUGGCUUUUGCAACUUCAAUGUUGUUUGGUCUAAUCUAUACUCUUAACCUGCAGUACCCCACAAAGUUGCGUUUUACAUUUGAAAUUUUGCAGAAACUCAUCAUGGAGUUGGAUGCAGGUGAACUCUCUAUCAAGGCCCAAAAUUUGAAAUCUAAACUCCACCAGUGAGAUGGACCAAUUUUUGAGUGACUACUGAGACUACAAAUGAGCAACCUCAGAAAAUUUCAGCAGCAUUCAGAGCUGCAGAGAGUAAAACGUGAUCUUAUUGUUUAGACUGUUCCGCUUUGCCUGCACUUGUUUCUUUUUAUGUUUUUUUUCUGAAUUUGACCUUUCUUUGGACUGGCCCAGAAGUUUGAAUGAUUAGAGAGCUGAAUCUGGGUAAACUAGCAUAAAUAAAAAAACACUGUUAAUAGUUUAGAUAAGGGUCAGAUACUGUAUUUUCACAUUAUUUUGUAAUGUCUUUAUAUAAUUAUCUUUGAAACGAAAGUGUUUUUCUUGAAAUAACAGUUCCAGGUACUGCUGUUCUUUGGUACAGUUUUAAGGUUUCUGGGAGAAAUGAAAUAAAUUAGUGUUACAAUGUCGUUUUUAAACAGUGUUACAUGCAGUGUAAUGUUACUUUUAUAAAGUUGUAUAUUUUGUAAAACUUAUGAAGGUUUACAUAUAUUGUUGAUAUUCAUGUUACAUGUUAUGCAUACAAAAAUGAAUUUUCUUUGUUUUUAUACUAGUGUAAUUAAAACUAAAAAAUGUAUUUUUAUUAAAUUUAAUCAGAGAAGUUAUUUAUGCUACGUUUUUGAAAGCAAAAUGUUAUUGAGACAUGCCAUUUAAAUUACACAUUGUUCAAAUUAUUAAAUAAAUGAUUUACAAAAGGUUUUUUGUGUUACAUGAAAUUAAACAUGCUACAACAAACCAUUGAAAUGUAUUAAAAUGUAAUUUUAGUGAAGUUAUCAAAAUUAUGUUAAGAUAACUUGAUUUAAUUGCACAGGAUUAACAUGAUAUAAGCAUAUAUCUGAAAUAAAAUAUUAAUGUUAAACUAACAUAACUGAAUUAUGUAAGUAUAACUUAAAAAGAUUAUGUACACAUUGCUUUUUGAAAUUGCAUAUGAUUAACACAACCGUAUUAUAAUGAAACCGCAUAAAUGCAUAGGAUACUCUGUACUCAAACUGAAUGUGUGGAACCAAUGUCCAUAAUUCAAUUGAGUAAAUCCAACAAAUCUUUUUUUUCA